Spirometra erinaceieuropaei is the source of this 444-nucleotide messenger RNA. The record is from the annotation of a GenBank genome assembly. Lineage: Eukaryota; Metazoa; Platyhelminthes; Cestoda; Diphyllobothriidea; Diphyllobothriidae.
AUGUCAGUCACUUCGUCCAACUUCAUCACUAGUCAGCCGGCACGGUCGCAGCGAUCACUGGUGAUUAGGGAAGGGGCGGAGAACGAGGUCGACCCUACUGACUUCAGUAAAACCAAGACAGACCACGUCGCCCGGGUGGGAGUGCCGGGUCCUGACGGACUCAUCGGUUGCAACGCCAACGGCCUCCCCCCUUCUGCGAACCUGCGCGGAGCAUUGUCUCCUGCCGACCACAAGGUUGCCCCGCCUUCCAACGAGAGUGAAGGCGGCGCGGAUGCACUGUCGGUCGUAACACUGGCAACUGCUCGGCCACAUCCUCGCCCUGCUGUCUCCGCAAGCGCUCCCAUCGCUACUCCUGCACCAAACCCCAUGACGGUGACCGCAACCGCCAUCACCGCCCAGAUAAUCACACUCCUGCCGCCACCAAGCCUUAGUCGAUGUCGUUAA